Molecule: messenger RNA, 771 nt
Organism: Strongylus vulgaris
Lineage: Eukaryota; Metazoa; Nematoda; Chromadorea; Rhabditida; Strongylidae
Source: the annotation of a GenBank genome assembly
AUGGACCUUACAAUCGUAAACUCAGGAUCUUAUAGAGAAUGCAUAGAGGUAGUUGCACCCUAUCAAGUCCAGUAUUGUUACGUGAAUACUGCCAUCACCAUGGAUUUGGAAGGUGCACCUAAGGGUAUGGGAAUCGGGCCGAAAUUUGCCGUGUGCAUGCCAGAAAGCUGUACCAAGAAGGACAUCGUAAAUUUUCUGAACAAUGCUAACAUAAAAGCGUUGGUACCCGUUGAAUUCACUGGUACAGACUGUGUACCAACUAGAAACACCUACUCAGUAUCAUUUUGGAUAUUCAUGUGCUUUAUGGCAUUUUUUAUCUCCUGGGCAAUCAUUGCAACCGUUGUUGAUUACGUCUGGCAAAAAUACUAUAAGGACAAAGAGCAAAACAAAGGCGAUUACAUCUGGAUAACAGUACGUGCACUUUUGACCUACUCCAUCUACAGCAACGGAUCUAUAAUAAUGAAUGUUAGCCCACCUAAGAAAGGCACUCUCGAAUCAUUAGCAUGUAUCCGAUUCAUUUCGAUGUCAUGGGUUACAGCAGGACAUGUUGUGAUGAAUGAAGUUUCCACAGAUUCCUUUGCACCUGUACUGAGAAUGUGGGACCCUUUGUUAUCGAACACUAUCACAAAUGGAUUUUUCUCAGUUGAUACAUUUUUCCUUCUAUCUGGACUACUUGUAUCCUACAUAUUUUUCAAAUCGAAACCGUCCGCUAAAUUUGUCAAAAAUCCGAUGGUUUGGAUUAUGUUUUAUGUGCAUCGUUGGCUCAGGUGA